Molecule: messenger RNA, 2600 nt
Organism: Drosophila biarmipes
Lineage: Eukaryota; Metazoa; Arthropoda; Insecta; Diptera; Drosophilidae
Product: cilia- and flagella-associated protein 45
Exons: 1
Coding region: 1-1617 (538 amino acids)
Source: RefSeq, a predicted model, not a curated record
AUGCCCUGCUUUUCCGCCUCUAAUGUGCGCUUCGUCAGCGCAGAGUCGCAACUGCAGCAGAAGUGCAGCGACCUGAGGGCCAGGGCUCGAGCCCAAACGGCUGCGUAUCGUCCUCCGGCGGGGGGCUUUCGUUCUUCCACCACGGCCUUCGGCUCCUUCAGGCGUCCACCCUGCGACCAGUCGGCGGCCUAUGACCAGAAGCAGCUGAAGCGCAAUGAGCGGGAGCGGAAGCGUAACCAGGGAACAAAGCAGGUGGUGCUGCGAGCCGGGGAGGUGAGGCGCCUCAAGGAUCAGGGCAGACUUGAGACCGUCAGCGAGAAGCUGCAGAGGAUCGAGCAGCAGGAGGAGGAGCACCGCAAGCAGCUGCAGAUGGUGGAGGAUAUGCGCCGUCGCUUUGAGGCCAUCGAUGAGGCAAGGGGCGGUGACGCAUCCGAGGUCAAAAUCAGCCUGCUCAGCGAGAUCCUGGAGGAAAAGCAGUCGGUGCUGAGCCGCGCCUUUCUGGCACGCCAAGAGCAGGAGCAGGAGGUGAAGCAGAUCAACCGCAUGAUCCUCGACGCCAAGUGCAAGGCUGUGCGGGAAGCGCAGAUCCAAGAGAAGCACCUCUUGUCCAAGGCCCUGCGCGAAGACGACGAGCGGCUGGCACGCAUGGUGAACGAGCGGGCCCAGAAGGCGUUGACCGAGGAGGAUGAACGCGAGCGGCUGGAGGUGGAGAAGAGGAACCGCUACGCCCAGGAGAUCCGACGGCAGCUCUCGGAGCGCGAGAACGUGCGCUACCUAGAGGCCAAAAGGGUUGCCGAUGAGGCCAAGGAUAUCCGUCGCGCUACCGAGCUCCUGCGCGUCCAGGAGGAGCAGCAACGCUCCUUGGUUCAGCAGCGCAAGCAGCGGUUCCGCGAGGAGCUGCAGCGCAUCCGGGAGAUGACCAACGUCUUCAAGACCAUGCUCGGUGAGCAGGAGCGACUGGCCGACCUGCGAGUUAUGGCCUACAUGCGCGAGAAGCAGGAGAAGGAGCGCCAGCUGAAGGAAAUGCAGCGACUGGCCAAAAAGGAGCUAGAGCGUCGCCAGCAGCGGAUCUUCACGGUGGCCGCCGAGGCCAUGGAGACACGCCAGACCAACGACGAGCUGAAGUAUCUAAAGGAGCGCGAUCGCGUAGAGCGCGAGUACCGCCAGCGGGAGAAGGAGGCGGCCAUCUCGCGGCGAGAAGCUGAGCGGGACUUGCUCGAGUCGCGGGCCCAGCAGGCACAGGAGAUGAAGCAGCGACUAGCCCUGGAGAUCGCCCACGCCGGCGAGGAGUUCGCGAAAGUCAUGGAGCGGAUGCGCAAGGAGGAGGACAGGGAGAAGGCCUUGGAUCGCCAACGGGAGGCCCAGCGGCAGGUGUACCGCCAGGACCUGCGGCAGCAGAUGACCGACAAGCAGGCGGAGCGGCGGCGACUGGCCGAGCUGGAGGCCGUGCGGGUGCAGAAGUGGCUCGACCGAGAAAAGCAGCGAGACGCCAACAUCCGGCAGGUGAUCAGCGCCAAGAUCGCCGCCAUGCGCGAGAACUGCCUGCCGGAGAAGUAUCUGCGGGAGGUGGAGAAGCAGCUGAAAAGCAUUCAGGGCUUCCGAGACCGCAUUCGCUGAGUCUGGAUGGUUGCCUUAUAUCAGGCGGAUUGGGAAUGUCAGUAGUAGUGUCCAACUACCGCCUCAAAGUAUGUGGGCAUCAACUUCACUUCACUACAUCGAUCAGAACCCUAAAAACAUAGCACACAUUAUUACCUCAUGACCCGGCCAUUCACUUCAAGGAACUGAAUCGUUCAGAUGCUAUAUUUACAUCAAAUCCAUCACAGUAAACAUUGCAAAACAUUUAUGCUUCAAAAUUCUAAAUAAGAUAUAAGGCACUGUAAGAAAAAUGAAUAAAUAAUAAAUACCUUAACGCCUUUUUGCUCCAUAACAACAAUAACAAUAAUACUUGAUUAAGAACUGAAGAGAUUAAGCCUAAGGGCGUAGGAAACUUGGUUUCGGGACUGGUUGGGUGGCUUAGCACAUCUACUGUACAGAUCUCCGCCCGAAGGUUCCAAGCCGAUCACAGCCCGAAAGUAUGCCAUAAAGUGCCGACGCACAGUAACUGGCGAGGCAGGCGAAAUCAAAGAACCGCCAUGCCACAUUGUUGCGCGUGCGGCAAAGAGCCCGCCCACACACACCACGCUAAUUUCCAACUAUGUGGGCGUUUAGGCCACCCCCAGCAGCCCACUUUCCCCGCGGGUGGGCCCGCAAUUACAGGGGGAGGGGAAACUAGUGCCUGGGUGCCAUGGAAAAAGUGGUAGCCAACUUUUGGCUACAAUAAAAUUUUAUUAUGCCACACACAUACGCCGAGCGUACACAAGCAAACAAUGGAAAGGCGAAGACGAAGAUGAAGCUGGAGCUCCGGCUCGAUUGAAGAUGCCACCGCUAGCGACAACGGCAACGACGAACUCUUGUGCAUGGUUCAAUUAUCGUAUUUCAUGAUUCGUUAAAUUUUCGCAUACGCCAAAAAAAUACGCAAGAUAAACCCCGCACCUCAUACCACCCAGCAGGCUGCGGGCGAGGAACAGCCGAGGCGAGGAACAGGUUUCCCCUGGCAACCA